Molecule: messenger RNA, 1014 nt
Organism: Umbelopsis ramanniana AG
Lineage: Eukaryota; Fungi; Mucoromycota; Umbelopsidomycetes; Umbelopsidales; Umbelopsidaceae
Exons: 1
Coding region: 104-967 (287 amino acids)
Source: RefSeq, a predicted model, not a curated record
CUGGUGGCUACAAAAUCAAAAAAAAAAAAAUUAUAUAGAGGCGCUUGAGUCAACUUCCACUCCUCGUUCGCCGCUACUUCAUCUACAAGCGAGCUCCAUUCCAAUGUUACUCGAGCCACACCCGUUUGCGGAAUCUGCUGGUCAGGGCUACUAUGGCAAAAGCAAUAGUCCUACCGAAAAUGCUCACCACGCGCAUCCCAUCUCCACACAAGAACCUCCCGCCACACCUACCCCAUCUGCUAUGGAUCACCAUGUAAAAUAUGAACCGCCAUCUCGUCGCCCUCCAUUUCAACCCGUCACCACUCUCAAAAUUCCUAUUCCCCGCCGAGCAGAACCACCGCCAUCGCCCGACAUGGGAAGACCCCCUCAUCCAAGCGCUGUACCCGCUUCCGUCCAAGCACAGGCGGCUUUGAGACGACCUGCCCCAAAAGCAUCCCCACCACAACCUGCGAAGAAGGGAUUUCAUGUUGUCAAGUAUGAAAAGUACGAAGUCAAGCAGGAACGGUAUUAUUUGCCACCUUCCGUCAAAUUGCAAAAUGGAUCACCUCCUGUGCCUGGCCGUCAUCAACAACAAAUCCUUCCUUAUCACCAUGCCUCUCCACCCCCCUCCAAUCACGAAAAUACCCACCCAGGUACUUCUGAAGAAGAUGAAACCAAUGGAUCUUCAAGCGACGACAACAAUAGUAAUUCCGACUCCAGUGGAAGCGGAAGUGACGGAGAAGACGAUUCUGCCCCCGAAGAGUCAGACGACAGCGACGAUGAAGAAGUGGUGGAAGCAGUGAUAGCGCCUAAACAUGUAAAACAAAAUGGUGGAAAACGCAAGCGAGCCACCAGUGGUACGGGUAAAAUCAACUUCAAAGAGGAGGCUGGUUCCUCGUUUAUUGAUAAGAAUGCUCAUAUUAAGCGACCGCGUAAUGCUUGGAUUCACGUAAGUUUCACACCCAUCCAGCACCGCUGGCUGUAUUAAACUAAAUCCUUUCCACAGUUCAGAUGCCAUUACGGCCAAGCUCUCAA